GGCCGCGCGUUCUGUGGCGGUCCCCACUGCACACACGCACACCUGCACCCCAGCCAUAGCCCACACUCGCUGAGCUGGCUCUGGAGGCCAUGCAGCUGUCACUGUCACUGCUGCUGCUGCUUCUGGGAGCCUGGACCAUCCCAGGCAGUCUCGGGGACAGGGACCUGCUCACCGCCACUGCCCCAGAGCUGGACGAUGAGGAGAAGUACUCAGCUCACAUGCCUGCUCACCUGCGCUGUGACGCCUGCAGGGCUGUGGCUUACCAGAUGGGGCAAUACCUGGCAAAGGCAGAGGCCCAGCUUCAUGCUCCAGACUCUGAGGGGCGGCGGGAGCUGCGCGAGUCAGUAUACACAGACGUCCUGGACUUGAGCUGCUCCCAGAAGUGGCAGGACUACGGGGUCCGAGAAGUGAACAAGGUGAAACAGCUCGUGGGCCCAGGGCUUAGCAAGGGACCAGAGCCGAGCAUCAGCGUGAUGGUCACAGGGGGCCCCUGGCCGGUCAGGCUCUCCACGACAUGUCUGCACUACUUGGGGGAGUUUGGGGAAGACGGUAUCUAUGCAGCCCACCGACAAGGCCGGGAGGAGCUGGAGGCAUUGCUGUGUGGGGGUCCACGGGGGGCCUGCUCGAAGGAAGUGCCAGCCACGCGGGAAGACCUCUAGGCCUGGACUCUGUCUUCCUCUGGAUCAUCCCCAUUCCUGUCUGCAGGCUGCCAGCAGGCAGGGAGGUGUCACGUGGGCUGCCACCCUCCCUCUGGCUCUGGGCCUGGGCGGGAGCCAAGUUCGUCCCCUCUGGACUCAAAUAAAACCCAGUGACCCCGA
Molecule: messenger RNA, 818 nt
Organism: Microcebus murinus (gray mouse lemur)
Lineage: Eukaryota; Metazoa; Chordata; Mammalia; Primates; Cheirogaleidae
Gene: MZB1
Product: marginal zone B and B1 cell specific protein
Biological process (GO): regulation of B cell proliferation
Cellular component (GO): extracellular region; endoplasmic reticulum chaperone complex
Source: RefSeq, a predicted model, not a curated record